CCGCGCAGCUAAACCGCAUCGAACUAUCCUCUUCGUCUCCCUCCGCCGCUAUAAGGGCCUAAGCAGGAGCGGCUGGGACGGCGUCACUGAGAGGGCUGGGGGCGGAAGUGGAGGCGGAGGGAGACAGUGCCGACCGCAGGCCCUUGGCUUGUCGCGCCGAGGCUCUGGUGGGCGCGAGGCAGGGGAGGGGGAGGAGGAGGAGCCCGCGGCCCGGGCGGCGGCAGCGGCGGCGCCCGAGUUCCCCGUAGGGCCCCGCCUCGGAGCGGGCGGCGGUGGAGGAGAGGAGGAGACUGAGGAGCAGGAUGGCGGCCUCGGCCCUGUACGCCUGCACCAAGUGUACACAGCGCUACCCCUUCGAGGAGCUCUCCCAGGGCCAGCAGCUCUGCAAGGAAUGUCGGAUUGCGCAUCCUAUUGUAAAAUGUACUUACUGCAGAUCAGAAUUUCAACAAGAGAGCAAAACUAAUACAAUUUGUAAGAAGUGUGCUCAAAAUGUGAAACAAUUUGGCACGCCUAAGCCUUGUCAGUACUGUAACAUAAUUGCAGCAUUUAUUGGUACAAAGUGUCAGCGUUGUACAAAUUCAGAAAAAAAAUACGGACCACCUCAGACCUGUGAACAGUGCAAACAACAGUGUGCUUUUGAUCGAAAGGAAGAAGGAAGAAGAAAGGUUGAUGGAAAGUUAUUAUGCUGGCUCUGUACUUUAUCAUACAAGAGAGUUUUACAGAAGACAAAAGAACAGAGAAAGAGCCUGGGAUCUUCACAUUCAAACUCAUCUUCUUCAUCUCUUACUGAGAAAGACCAGCAUCAUUCAAAACAUCAUCACCACCAUCAUCACCAUCACCAUCGUCACAGCAGUAGCCAUCACAAAAUCAGCAAUCUGAGUCCAGAACAAGAGCAGGGACUGUGGAAACAGAGCCAUAAAUCCUCUGCAGCAAUUCAGAAUGAAACUCCAAAGAAAAAGCCCAAAUUGGAAUCUAAGCCAUCUAACGGAGAUAGUAGCUCUAUAAAUCAGUCAGCAGAUAGUGGGGGAACAGACAAUUUUGUCCUUAUAAGUCAACUGAAAGAAGAAGUGAUGUCACUUAAACGUCUCUUACAGCAGAGAGACCAGACCAUUUUAGAAAAAGAUAAAAAGCUAACUGAACUAAAGGCGGACUUUCAGUACCAAGAGUCAAAUUUGAGAACAAAGAUGAACAGUAUGGAAAAAGCUCACAAAGAAACUGUGGAACAACUUCAGGCCAAAAACAGAGAACUACUCAAACAGGUCGCAGCAUUGUCAAAGGGUAAAAAGUUUGACAAAAGUGGAAGCGUACUAACAUCCCCUUGAGAAAGUAGUUUUUCAUGUAGUGUUUCUGCUGAAGAUGUAUAUUUGAAAAACAUUCUGUGAAGCCCUUAAAUUCUGUGUAGUGGAGAAAUAUUUUUGCACACCAAAUGAGUUGGCGUGUUUCCUAUUCACUUUUGUAACUGAUAUACAGCAUUUUUUAAGUUGUAAAACGUUCAAAUAAAACUUCAACUGGCUUGAA
Molecule: messenger RNA, 1518 nt
Organism: Hyaena hyaena (striped hyena)
Lineage: Eukaryota; Metazoa; Chordata; Mammalia; Carnivora; Hyaenidae
Gene: FAM76B
Product: family with sequence similarity 76 member B
Exons: 10
Coding region: 303-1322 (339 amino acids)
Source: RefSeq, a predicted model, not a curated record